UGUAAGUUAGCGCCUGACGGGCAUUCUGAGGUGGCAGGCUAAGGGGCAGAGCCGGUAGCGGUGGGUAGAGGACAGGGCAGUGGCACCCACAGUGACCCGAAUGGGCGGAGUGGCAGAGAGGGAUAGAAGGGCAGGCCUGGCAGGGUGCGGUCUCGAGUGGCAACUGAUGCCUCAAAAUUCCCAAUUCAACUGGGAAAGGCAAAAAACGGCAGAACCAGUAGUGUUCCUCCUCGUUUGACAUUGACAGCACCUCAGUGGCAAACCACAGCAUCAAGAAGACAAUCUACGACCACUGUUCACUACAGAAGAGCUACUUUGAACCUGUUUUGUUUAAAUGAGCAGCCUUUUCAACUCCAUACCCAUAUCUGUUGGUUCCCGACGAGGAGAAAGAACAAGAUACAGUUCAACGGCGACGUUUGGACAACACCGGACUUGGACCCCCGGAGACAUUUAACUUUUACCCAUGCUACCGGUUCCAUAAAACAAAGCAAAUGACUUUUUUUGGGGGGGCCUUUUACGGACAGUUGCUGUGCGCACCGAGGAUGGCGUGGAUAAGGCUUAUAUAAUAUUGAAAUAUUCUGUCCCCUAUCCUCCAUUCCUUACCCUGUGGGGGGAACACGGAGCAUCCAGGGGAGGGGGUAGCUUGGGACACCACCGCGACCUGUGCCACCUUACUACUCCGCUUCGGAGUGGCCGGCUCUGCCGGUCUGGCUGGGAUGCGUCUCUCCGUGCUUGUAGGGCUCUUCAUCGGCUGCGCCCUGCUUCUCGCACCUGUAACCGAGGGCUGUGGGCCGGGGAGGGGAUACGGCAAGAGACGUCCGCCAAAGAAGCUCACACCCCUCGCUUAUAAGCAGUUCAGCCCCAACGUUGCCGAGAAAACACUGGGAGCCAGUGGCAAACACGAGGGGAAAAUAACGAGAAAUUCAGAACGGUUCAAAGAGCUCACUCCCAACUAUAACCCUGAUAUUAUAUUUAAAGAUGAGGAGAAUACGGCUGCCGAUCGACUUAUGACCCAGCGCUGUAAAGACAAGCUGAACUCCCUGGCCAUCUCUGUGAUGAACAUGUGGCCUGGGGUGAAGUUGAGAGUGACAGAGGGCUGGGACGAGGACGGGCACCACUCAGAGGAUUCCCUCCAUUACGAGGGAAGAGCGGUGGACAUCACCACCUCAGACCGGGACAGGAAUAAGUACUCCAUGCUGGCUCGCCUGGCCGUGGAGGCCGGCUUCGACUGGGUCUACUAUGAAUCCAAGGCACACGUGCACUGCAGUGUCAAGUCAGAGCACUCAGUAGCAGCAAAGACCGGGGGCUGUUUCCCUGGUCGUUCUUUGGUCACUCUGGAUGACGGGAGCAGCAGGGCGGUCCAGGACCUCCAGCCAGGUGACCGGGUCCUGGCCUCCUCAGGGGCUGACGGCAGCAGGAGCGGAGGAGACCUCGUAUACAGCGAGUUCUUCACCUUCCUGGACCACGAGCCUGCAGCGAGGAAACAGUUCUACGUGUUGGGAACAGAGACGGGAGCAAACCUGACCCUCACUGCAGCUCAUCUUGUGUUCGUGACAGAUGGUAACUGUUCAGUGGGCAAAUCGGCAAAAGGUGCUGUCAUGCGGACUAUGUACGCCAGCGACGUACGGCCAGGACAGUGUGUGCUGACUGCAGGGAGAAACCAGGGACCACAGGGAAACCUGUCCCAAGUUAUCUGGGUCCACAUCCAGAUGGACACUGGGGCCUUCGCCCCUCUGACACGCCACGGCUCACUGGUGGUGGACGGCGUUCUAGCCUCGUGCUACGCUGCUAUGGACCAGCACCACCUAGCCCACUGGGCCUUUGGUCCCCUCCGCCUGCUGUACAGCUGGACCAGAUGGACCGGGACUGGUGCCUCUCUAGGAGACGGACUACACUGGUACUCACAAGUCCUGCAUUGGAUAGGAACGUUCCUAUUGGACCCUGGACAUUUCCACCCCUGGGGGAUGGUCAUGCAUGACUCAGAGAGAUAAAGAGAGAGAAAGAAAAAAGACCGGGAGGUCGCAAGAAAAUUGUCCAAUCAAAUCUAAUGUUAUUUUGUCACAUUGCUUCGUAGAAAACAGGUGUAGACUAACAGUGAAACGCUAACUUACGGGUCCAUUUCCAACAACGAAUAACAAAUAAAAAAUAAAGAGUAAAAGUAACAUGGCUAUAAAAACUAUAUAUACAAAAGUAUGUGGACACUUAAAAUUAGUGGAUUUG
Molecule: messenger RNA, 2220 nt
Organism: Salvelinus namaycush (lake trout)
Lineage: Eukaryota; Metazoa; Chordata; Actinopteri; Salmoniformes; Salmonidae
Product: indian hedgehog B protein-like
Exons: 3
Coding region: 717-1991 (424 amino acids)
Biological process (GO): cell fate specification; intein-mediated protein splicing; protein autoprocessing
Molecular function (GO): patched binding; calcium ion binding
Source: RefSeq, a predicted model, not a curated record